This is a messenger RNA of Haliotis rubra (blacklip abalone), 5614 nucleotides long. RefSeq lists its product as uncharacterized. The transcript has 21 exons. The record is from RefSeq and is a predicted model, not a curated record. Gene Ontology annotation, molecular function: protein binding. Bases 274 to 2250 code for a protein of 658 amino acids. Lineage: Eukaryota; Metazoa; Mollusca; Gastropoda; Lepetellida; Haliotidae.
UCCCCUUCUUGUCGUAGAGGGACUGGUGGGUGAGGUUUUUCGUCGUUCUUAGCAACAUUGCAGCAAUAUGACGACGGGGGAUGCAGGAAAGGGCCUUUACACAUUGUACCCAUGUGUGGAAUCGAACGCGAGUCUUCAUCGUGUCUAGCGACCGCUUUAACCAGAAGGCUAUCCUACCGCCCCUCAUCCUGUACAGAGGUGUGCUGAAAGAGCGCCUAUAGCGCUGCUCUGGGUGCCGUUGCACAAAGCAACCUUAGUGCCGCGAAUGUCAAAAUGGGAAGAGAAAGCGACCUGAUCAAAGCAGUAAAGCACAACGACGCUUCAAAAGUUCAGAAAUUGCUGCUCCCGGAUAAAGGAUACAAUGUGAAGCGAAACACAACCAACACAUGGUCGGAGAGUCCACUGGUCAGUCCGCCGGACCGCACCAAGUCUACUGGUGGACGGAUACGUCUUGAGCUUGGCCAUAUAGAUAUAAAUUGUCACGAGCGGAAUACGGAAUACACACCUCUUAUUAUUGCGACACUGAAUGGGUGUAAGACUAUCGCAGAGACGCUUAUCUUUCACUCUGCUGAUGUUGAUGGCAGAGACAUAAAGGGCAACACCGCCCUACACAUGGCCGUCUUCGCAGGGGAAACAGAGUUUGUGGAGAUGUUUUUACAGAAUGGUGCCUCGGUGAACUGUCAGAACAAUGAUGGCAACACCCCCCUCCAUAUUGCCUGCCAGAGUGAUGCGGAGAACAACGUACCGAUCGUCCUCCGCCUUCUCAAUGGCGGCGCAGACAGUGACAAGCGAAACAAAAAAGGCGUUGGACCAUUAGACGCUGCUGCCAUGUUCAAUAAAAAAGAUGCCGUGUCACUCCUCCUGGACCACGACCCACGUCUCCGACUUAACUCCAUGGCCAUCACUGAGGCAGCGACACGGGGAACCAAGGAAAUCGUGGAGCUUCUGCUGGAAUAUGGCAUAAGUCCCAACGGCAUUGACGUCAUAAAGUGUACAGCUCCUCUACAUGAGGCAGUCAGGUUCCUCAGAUUUGAGGCAGCGAAGGUGUUACUAGCAUUCGGUGCCUCACCAGCUCUACAGAAUACCAGCAGAGAGACCCCAGAAAGUAUCGUCCGUGAGCUCCCCAAAGCAAUGUGUGAUAAAUUUCUAGAUUUAUUUGAAGAGUAUAAGAAGUCAUUGCCUCGACUGCCAAGGUUUUAUGGUGAAAAUGGCAAUGAGAAAGCUACCACAGAUGUCUCGAAAGAUUAUCCCUUACUACCAAGCAAAGGCAAAUGGACCAAGAAUAUUCCAGACUUUUGCAGCACUUGUACAGAGAAAAACACAAACGAGCAUGUGUUAGAUGAUAACCCCUACACAUUCUGGGUGAUCCCAAGUCUUCACCAUGCCUGGACGGUGUUUGAUCUGCAGCAGGAGCACACUAUCACGGGCAUCACGCUGUAUGGCUGGCACAGUACUCAAAUGGUGAAGAAUUUUGAACUGCAGAAAUCAGAUAACAUCAAGGGUCCAUGGACCACGUGUCUGUCCGGAGUGUGCCAGCUGCUUGGCAGUGCAGACCCUAAAGAACCCGGGGUGCCUCAGACAUUUAAGGGUUUCGAGGUCACAUGUCAGUACCUUCGCCUCUACAUCCGCAACAACCACGGCGGCAGCUGCAUCUGCUUUCAGGGGGCCCAGCUACAUGGCGUGGAGGGGAAGGUGUCCUCAAUCCUGGACAACAGCAACAUUGUCGAAAACAAGGACAAUAUCAUCUGCCAGGAAGCCAACACAUACUUGAGGUUACUGAAGAUGGAGGAUGAGGCUAUUAAACAGAUCUGUGGCUCUGAAGACACAACAGAAUUACUGAAAACACUCCAGAAUUUGAGAGAAAAUGAAUUUCCCCUGUCCACCCUCGACUGGCUGCGAGUGCCGAUAACGCUGACAAGGGCGGAGGAGCAGCUGCCGGACUUCAGUGUCCAGUCCGACCCCGAUGUUUGCCAGACAGUGGAGGCAUACGUGGAUGGCGGGAAGCUUGCAGGGAACACUCGGGUCAGACUGAUUCCCAGUGACAAUGAUGAAGCAUCCAUUGCCAUCUUCUCCGACAUCUCAUUCAAAACAGCUGGAAGUUUUACAAUCAAAGUUCGCAGUGUGGCCAACCCAGAUCUGUUUGUGGAGGCUCUGGAAGUAAUCGAAGUCCGUCCUGCCAAGAAGUCGUCAAGUGAAAUUGACGCAGCAUUUGACGAGAUUCAGAGCAUGCUACAUGAUCUUGCAUUCUGAACAGCGAACCGUUGUCACGUGACACAUGUGUAAACAUGAUCAGCCUCGGUCUCUUCUGUAUGUCUUUAGUACACGGCACCAACAUGUACACGGCACUAAGAUGUACACGGCUGUAGAUGAGCUGUUCAUGUCAUCAAAGACUAUCCGAUUGCUGGGGUGUCUGUGCACAACUUGAUGGACAAAGUAGAGGUGGUGUUCAGUGAGACAGGAGUCAGACUUUGUGGAUACUUCCUCCAAAGUUAUAGCCAGACAAAUGGCAACAUAUUGUAUCACCUAUGUGAUUAUGUAUAAACAUGUGAUAACUUGAGUACAUAUGCGCACAAUACACCCAUAUGUAUUCAUGUGUGGAGGUUAAUGUGUGUGUGACGAGAACCUAUGUUUUGGUAUGCCUGUCUGUAUGUCUCUGUGUUGAAAUGUAGGUAAACAAGGUUCACAUAUACGUGAAACACCUCUGGGUGUACUGUGCUAUGUAAGUGUCUAAUGUCGCCAACAGUUCUGUGUAUGUUUGAGGGUACAUUCCAAGCCUCAUUUACUGUUGUAAGUCUCAAUGUCAAGCCAUCUCUGACCCAAGCUGUGUUCUGUGUUCCCCACUUUGUGAAGCCAGAAUUGUCAACUGUGUUCUGUGUUUUUCGUGUGAUCAGUUAUCUCCCUUGUGUACCCCUAACAUUCAAACACACCACGAUUGUUCUACAUGCCAUAUUUGUUUUAUAUACCAUGUUUGUUAUAUAUACCAUGUAUUAUAUCAUGUUAUACCUUAAUACCAUAACAGAAUAUAUAUGAUGAGAUGACAUUAUAAAAUAUAAAUGGCACAGUGUGUUUCUCGAUAGAAUGUUCUUGCUGUCAUGCAAAAUACUACAUGUAUGUAUAUAGGUAUAUAUACAAGACAAGGCCUAGAUGACUGGGUGCGUAUAAGCAUUAAACAGAACAUAGCAACAGUGUGCCAGAGUUGCCCAGCUUACAACUGUUCAGUGUGUGCAAACAUGUAUCUUAUACUGAGAAGGUGUGGCCGUGGUGGCCCAGCGGUCUAGGUCAUAGUAUGGUGCUGGGUCUUAGAUCUGGGAGUCAAACUUUAUUAUGAUUUUCAUUCUCAAGUUUUUAGAACUUUUUUUAAUAUAAUAUCCUCCACUAUAAUAAAUACUAGUAUAUAUAUUUCUGAUUUUAUUUUGACACUAUACUACUUCAACAUGUUAUGUUUUUAAAGUAAUAUGAAAGCAAUGGGUGGUCAUUAACUUAAUGACAGUAGGUAUUUGACAUAGAUAUGUGUCACAGUGCAAGCUGUUCAUAGAUAUCAGCAAAGGACUCAGUAUUAUACAGUGAGCCAUUAGGUAUUCACAAGGUUUCAUAAGGUAGUGACACUUUUCUAUCUGUACUCAUUACAUUUCAACUUCCUUGUUGGAUAUAUUUACAGCAUGGAAUAGAUAUUUUUUAACGAUCUGCUGACAAUGCCAAUUCUAGUGAUUUUUAAUUGUAUAUAUUCAUGUGCUAUUCUGAGACUGAAACAUAUAGCUAUACAUAUUCAAACACCGUUCUGUCAAACUUACAGAGACCUUUGUAAAUACUUCUAGUUAUCCCAGGCUCGACACAGCAAAAAUGAUGAAUAUGGAAGGAAUACAUGGGGAACAAAGCUUUUGUUUCGAGACAACAGUGUGUCUGACAUAUCAAAGUUCGGCACAAUUGUUAUAAACUGUAUAUGCCUAAUGUACAAGAAAUGACAUGUAGUGUCAUUGUAUGGUAACUGUUCUGUACAUGUUAUGUAUGUGUUAUGUAUGUGUUAUAUACGUGUUAUGUACGUGUUAUGUAUGUGUUAUGCCUGCAUUCAAUCAGUUAAUGCUGAUCUAAAAGAAAUAACAGCAUGCCAGUUGAUGAGGAUACAACAGAAAAUUACGAAGUAUUGCUAAAUUAAUGGGGUUUUGAUUUGUGUAUGCUCAAAAUAAAUUGGUUAAUUAUUUUACACAGAUAUGCAAUUCAUCUAUAACCCAGAUACGUGUAAAAUAUACACUUCGAUAAAAAUACACAAAUUUGUUUUGUAUUUGUAUGGCAGUUGCCUUUCAUUUUUUAAAUUUGUUGCCUGGGGUGUUUGGACUGUCAACAUUUGAUGAAUUUAUGACAGGUCCUAUUGUUCAUAUUGACAGAGCUGUGGGGGCAUGUCAUAUUUCGUUAUCAUAUUUCAGGUAAGAAAUGUGAUUUUCUUAUUGGUCAUGUUUGUUUUUCUUAUUUCAUAUAAUGAUUAUGAACAUAGCGUAUUUAAUAUGUAAUAAUCAGCAUGGAGCAAAUCAUCUUUCAAAUGCAUUAUGAUAAAGUAUACCUUUGUCACAUCAUGGUAUUGUAAUCAGCAGUACAUUGAUUCAUGUGUAAAUUUAUGUAUUGAUAAAAAUGUCUAGUAAUAGGAUGAAAUAUUUAUUUGUCAGUUUAAUGAUUUAAACAGCUGAUAAACUAAUCUGAAUACAAUACCUCAUGGUCGGUGUAACAGGCACCAAUCACUCCCAGUUAUUAUGGAAUUGGUUCUUGAAGAAUGAUGAUGGAUGUGUUAUUCAUGGAGAACUUGUGAUAAAAACAGGAAAUGUUUCUAUGGUUCAGAGCACCUUAGUUUAAUGAGACAUUUCGGUAUAGAUGCGUAUACUGUGAGGCUGUUGCUGAUCUUAGUUGCCUCGUCGUUUGUACGCAGAUGGCAGCUAUAUAAUAAUGUUUACUGAAAUGUCGGAUCAUAAUAAACAAAGACGCUGUCAUCCAUAAAAUAUCGUGACUUUACAGUUACUUGCCAUUUUUAGAAAAUGUCGAUCAAACAGUACAAGGGAUAGACACAUAUAUAACUACUAGUGUCCAUGAUCAAUGAAUUUACUUGUAGGCCAGCUGUGGAAAGUAUCUGUACUUGGCUGUGUGUCCGAGUUAGAACCAACCCUCAGCUCAAUUGGCUGACCAGCUGUGUGACCCAGAGAGUGUGACAUUGUCCUAUCUGCUGUUGGUUUGAUGAGCUUUGCAACCUAAGUUGUAGUUUACAUUUUUUUUUCUUGCCUUUGUAUCUUUGUGAACAGUUCAAUCAUCUGUUGUCAUCAGCUGAUCUGGUCAUGUGAUAUCUUGCCAUGAUGCACUCGCCCAUCCAAUGCAUUAUUGCUUGAUAGACAGAGUCGUAUAUCUUUGUCUUAUGUCAUCAGGGGGUGGGUAGCCUAGUGGUGUUCGCUCGUCACGCUGAGAAGCCAGGUUCGAUUCCCCAUAUGGGUACAAUGUGUGAAGCCCAUUUCUGGUGUCCCCCGCUGUGAUAUUGCUGGAAUAUUGCUAAAACCGGCGUGAAACUAAACUCACUCACUCAAUCAUGUCAUCAAUAUCUGACUAUUCCUACAUACUCAACAAUAAAUAUUGAAAUAGA